This is a messenger RNA of Talaromyces proteolyticus, 2007 nucleotides long. RefSeq names its product putative sulfur metabolite repression control protein SconB. The record is from RefSeq and is a predicted model, not a curated record. Gene Ontology annotation, molecular function: protein binding. Bases 1 to 2007 code for a protein of 668 amino acids. The transcript has 2 exons. NCBI's taxonomy places the organism in Eukaryota, Fungi, Ascomycota, Eurotiomycetes, Eurotiales, Trichocomaceae.
AUGACCAGCAACACCACUCCUCGCAAGCGACGCCGCUCUGACGAUUACACUCCAACAGCAUAUACUGCAGCGAGAUCGAUUUUCAACAGCGGCUCGGCAUAUCCGAUCGUGAAAGAUGAACACAAUGAACCAGAACGAGCCGCGACAAAGGCAAAGCUGGCUGACGGCAAUGUUGCUCCCUUCCUGGCUAGGCAUAUUCCCACGCAGUAUGCUCCUCUGGGAAAAGAAGCAGGAACUUCAAAAGGUCCGCCGCCGCUCAAUGUGAACUCGCGAUAUUGUUAUCGUCACCGGCCAGAUCUCAAAUGUCGCCGGCAAGCCGAUGAGCCGUCGAUGGACCAGAUGCAACGUGAACUCCAAAUUCUUCCCCAAAGUGAUCAACAGGGUAUCGCCCAUGUGUGGUCCUUGUUUUCUGCCGCCCCCGCCAAACAACGAAACCUAAUGUUACAGGGCAUUCUUGCCCAAUGUUGCUUUCCCCAAUUAUCCUUCAUCUCCGCCAGCGUAAGAGAGCUUAUUCGCAUCGAUUUCAUUACAGCGUUGCCUCCAGAAAUCUCCUUCCAAAUCUUAUCCCGUCUUGAUACCGCCUCCCUCUGCCGAGCCGCUCAGGUGUCUCGAGCCUGGCGGUCCCUCGCUGAUGACGAUGUCGUAUGGCACCGUAUGUGUGAACAACAUAUUCACCGUAAAUGUAAAAAGUGCGGCUGGGGACUACCACUUCUCGAACGCAAGCGACUUCGUGCCUCGAAGGAACAUAUCGAACAUCGUGCUCUGAAUUGGGAUGGGUCUGCACCCUCCACGCCGGAUGCCACACCGCAGAAUGCCACACCGUCAGAUAAUCUAAUUUCUGAGUCAAAACCCGAACCUGAGGAAUCAGAGCCCACCACUACCCAAGUCGUCAAACGUCAAGAGACGAAAGUGUCGUCUUGCCGGGAAGAUGAUAGCGAGUACUAUAAGACCAAGUUCCGUCCGUGGAAGGACGUCUAUAAGGAUCGUUUCAAAGUUGGUACAAACUGGAAAUACGGCCGCUGCUCAGUAAAGCUAUUCAAAGGACACGCCAACGGAGUGAUGUGUCUCCAAUUUGAAGAUAACAUUCUUGCUACUGGAUCAUAUGAUACGACCAUCAAAAUCUGGGAUAUCGAGACCGGCGAGGAGCUGCGUACCUUGACCGGGCAUACUUCCGGCAUCCGUUGUUUACAGUUUGAUGACACAAAACUCAUCAGUGGUAGCAUGGAUCGCAGUUUGAAAGUAUGGAACUGGCGCACCGGGGAAUGCAUCUCCACAUAUUCUGGACACCUAGGAGGCAUCAUCGGAUUGCAUUUCGAUGGCAGCAUUCUUGCGUCUGGAUCAGUCGAUACAACCGUCAAAAUAUGGAAUUUCGAAGAUAAAUCGACGUUCCUCUUGCGUGGGCAUGCUGACUGGGUCAACGCGGUUCGUGUCGAUACGUUAUCUCGGACCGUCUUCUCUGCCUCCGAUGACUGUACUGUCAAGCUUUGGGACUUGGACUCGAAGAAUUGUAUCCGCACUUUCGAAGGCCAUGUUGGCCAGGUUCAACAAGUAAUCCCACUUCCGCGGGAAUUCGAAUUGGAAGAAGAACACGACGGAGACAGCGAAGAUGACAGUGCCACUUCGGAUACUGGGGACGAAUUCCCCGAAAGACACGGGUCAUUCGGUUCGACUACUUCUUUCUUUGAAGGCGACCGCCCUUCCCCUCCAAAGUACAUAGUCACAAGCGCCUUAGACUCUACUAUUCGUCUAUGGGAGACCACCACUGGCCGAUGCUUGCGAACAUAUUUCGGCCACCUCGAAGGUGUCUGGGCGUUAUCCGCCGACACACUACGCAUCGUGUCUGGCGCUGAGGAUCGAAUGGUGAAAAUCUGGGAUCCGCGUACUGGCCAAUGCGAACGUACAUUUACAGGGCAUUCCGGCCCUGUUACCUGUAUCGGGCUCGGCGACAGUUGUUUCGUAACCGGAAGCGAAGAUUGCGACGUGCGCAUGUACAGCUUCAAAAGCUGA